Messenger RNA from Oncorhynchus gorbuscha (pink salmon), 2276 nucleotides. RefSeq lists its product as uncharacterized. Gene Ontology annotation, molecular function: protein binding. The coding region runs from base 1586 to 2248 and encodes 220 amino acids. The transcript has 6 exons. The record is from RefSeq and is a predicted model, not a curated record. Lineage: Eukaryota; Metazoa; Chordata; Actinopteri; Salmoniformes; Salmonidae.
UGUGUGUGUGUGUGUGUGUAUUCGUGUGUGUGUUACAGUGCAAUAAUAUCCGUACUGUAUGUCAGGGAAAAUAUGUGUGUAGUGUGUGUUUGUGUGUGUUACGGUGCAACAAAAUGUGCCGGUGCCUUUUGAAGGAAAAUUAUGUUAGCCUACUCUUCUAUUAUAAAGGUUUGUGUGUGUGACUAUUGUUUGACGUGUGUGUAUGUGCACGUGGAUGAGAGCACACAGUGAAUUUUCUCAUCUUACAGGAGGCCACACACACCACUGCUCACAAAUUAAAUAUAUUAGCUUACAAAUGAAAUAUGUCAAUCCAACCUGACAAAUAUAAAGUGGUCAGUGUGAGUUUUCAACUUAUUAGAGACCUGAAUUCACCUAUUAUUCACUUGUAUUUUUUUAUUCAACCUUUAUAUAGGCAAGUCAGUUGAGAAAACAUUCUUAUUUACAAUUACAGCCUACCCCAGCCAAGCCCUAACCCAGACAUUGCCGUACCAAUUGUGCGCCUCCCUAUGGGGCUCCCAAUCACGUCUGGUUGUGAUAGAGCCUGGAAUUGAACCAGGUCUGUAGUGAUGCCUCUAGAACUAAGAUGCACUGCCUUAGACUGCUGCGCCACUCGGGAGCCCUAAAAGAGAUAGCAGAGGAUGGUUACGUGAGCUUAUGUCCUUCUUCAAUGGUAAUUGUAACCAGUAAAUGUGGCUGAAUGAAAUGUUUCACUGCCAGAUAAGGCUCUGAUGAUAGCCAGGUGUAGCAGUGGUAAGGUGUUGGGACUCUGCUUUUGGGACAGCUUUAUGUAGGCCGUUACAGUUUGUGGGCACCGUUUGUCACCGUUAUAGUGCAAUUCAUGUAUUGUUUAGUGUUGUGUUGUGGUUUUGCAGGCAUGCAUCCCAAUUUUUUUUUUAUUGCCCCACCAAGAUUUACAUUCUAAAAUCGCCGCUGAUUGUACCAGAAUAACUCAAACUGGAGAUAGGAUAGGGGUGCUUGGUAAAUAACGUUGAUGUAGGGUAAUAAAACUAGAUGGCGCUGCUGAGCACAAUCAAGUUGCCCCAGCAGUUUAAUUCAGUCAACUCUGGUGAUAUCUUGGAGUUCUUGCAGAGGUAAUAACAUUACGCCCAGCAAGAAAACGUGUUUAAAUUCGCUGGUCAAUCCAGAAAGAGACCAAGACAGAUGCUGUUUCCCCUUCUUCCAGCUACAGUUAACAAUAUAAUCAAGUCUUCCCCUAGAAACGGGUAGGCAGUAGGCAACAACAAUUUUUUUUCGUCCUCUCUCCGCGGACGAGUCCAUUACAUAUAUAUGUAGGGUUGGAUCUUUACCGCACUUCCAAAGAAUCAGCAUUCUAAGCACACUCCCUUUAAACGACACUACUACCACAAUGUGUGGAUGUUCUUCUUUUUUUAACAGUCACCAACUACGUGUUAUAUAUGAGCUAAAUACUAUGUGAGCUAAACGUAUCGUUUAGUAGCGUGUUGCUGAUGUGUUUGUUCAUCCCUCCGCUCUGAGGCAAUGGGAGUGGCUAGAAUAACCUUCGGGUGAGCCAGUUGGGAGAGCCGGAGAGCGAGAAACUCACGGAGAAGACUAGUCGGUUUUUAACAUGGCGGAGACCGUACGCUCGCUCUUCGACUACCGGGAGCCACCGACCCUGGACAGCGACGGAGAGGGAACCAAACCGGCGCCGACACCUCGGGGACGCGGUUGCGGGAGAAAAAGGAAGGGAACGCCGGUGAAAGUGUGUGACCGCGUCUUUGUCACAGAGGAUGAGGAGGAGAGCUCCGAACACAGCUACGGUCCAGGUGAUGGUAAGGGGGCUGCAGAGAACAAACGACCAACCCUGGAUGGCCCUUGCUACAUCAAUGACCCUGUUCAGAUCUGUGGGUCUUCAGAGCUGGGUGAGGAGGGAUCCAGCGGGGGCAGGGGGGCGGCGGUGAUGUACCCCCCUCCUCCAAACUGCCGCAUCCGAGAGGUACACUGUGGGAGCCAGGUGCGUCUGGUCGUCAUAGCGAUCCGAGACAUCACCAAGGGAGAGGAGAUCACCGUUGACUACAGCCUGACCGAGUGGGGAGACAACACUAUGGGAUUCCGUGGUACUGUCUCCUCAGGGAGAUAUGAGUGUAUCGCUGACCCUGAGAACAACCGUAUCAAAAAGGAGGAAGAGUCCGGGCUCGUGCCCUCCUCUCUCUCAGCCCAGGACUACCUCACCCCUUCCUGGCCCCUGUCCCCCUCUUCCUCCCCCCCUCUCCCACUCCAACGCCAGUGACUCGGAUCCCCAGAAUGAGGAAGACGGG